CUGAUGUGGUGAACACGUCUAACAACACGGAUUUGUUUUGGUGUAACCCACAACAUCUUUUCGGCGCUGCAACUUUUUUCCUAGCGACAUGUGUACAUCUAAACGCAAAACGUUCUGUCGUUUAAACUUUCGCUGUGCUAUAGAAGACAGACUCCCUUGAAGUCCUCCUUGCAGAUUCUCAAUCAUGAGUGGCUCAAAGCCGGACAUCCUGUGGUCUCCUCACCACCCGGACCGCUAUGUCAUCUGUGACUCUGAGCUGGGCCUGUACAGUAUUGGACCCGUGGGCAGCACACAAACAAAGCCUGGCACUCUGUCCCUCUCGAAGGAAACUGCUGCUACAUUACUAGCCAUAAACUCUGACACUCCUUACAUGAAAUGUGUGGCCUGGUACCCAAAACAUGAGCCUGAGUGUUUACUGGCUGUGGGACAAGCUAACGGCAGAGUUGUGCUCACAAGUUUGGGCCAGAACCACAACUCCACAUGUAAAGAGCUGGUGGGGAAAGAGUUUGUGCCCAAACAUGCCCGGCAGUGCAACACUCUAGCCUGGAACCCUGUUGACAGCAACCUACUGGCUGCUGGGCUGGACAAACACCGUGCAGACUUCUCUGUUCUUAUAUGGGAUAUUAGCAGUAAAUUUGCCCCAGAAACAUUUGUAGCAGCUGAGAAAAUUCGUCUCUCAUCUGUAGAUUUGGACUCGAGCACAGUAGUGACCAAGCCACUGUACGAGUUAGGCCAAAACGAUGCCUGCCUGUCCCUCUGCUGGCUGCUUCGAGACACAAAGCUGCUUUUGGCUGGCAUGCACCGAAACCUCGCAAUAUUUGACCUGAGGAACACGAGCCAGAAAACAUUUGUGAACACCAAGGCCAUCCAGGGGGUGACGGUUGAUCCACACUUUCCCGACCGUGUUGCCUCCUUCUUUGAAGGGCAGGUGGCCAUUUGGGACCUGAGGAAGUUUGAGAAGCCUGUUCUCACACUCACAGAGCAGCCAAAACCUCUUACUAAGGUGGCGUGGUGUCCGACUCGUACAGGACUUCUGGCAACGCUGACACGUGACAGCAACAUCAUUCGCCUUUACGACAUGCAGCACACUCCCACUCCCAUCGGUGAUGAGACUGAGCCCACCAUCAUUGAACGAAGUGUGCAGCCCUGUGAAAGCCAGAUAGGCAGCUUCGCCUGGCACCCCUCCUCCCAAAACCGCAUGGUAGUGGUCUCUGCAGCCAACCGGGUCAUGACCGACUUCACAGUGUUUGAACGCAUCUCUUUGGCCUGGAGCUCCACUGCCUCGCUCAUGUGGGCCUGCGGCCGACACUUAUACAACUGUGUCGAAGACUUAGCUGAAGGGGAAGACAGUGCAGCCGAGAAAGACAUUGCCACUAAGAUGAGGGAAAGAGCUCAGUCCAGGUAUGGACAUGAUACUGUCCAAGUUUGGAGAAACCACCUGCUAGCCGGAGGGAACGAUCCCCAGCUCAGGUCUUUAUGGUUCGACCUGUCUUAUAUGAAGCAGUGUGCAGAGGACAUGGAGCUGAAAUUGCAAGGAAACAAACACUCUGUAGUUUAUUCUGGCAUCAAGAACAUUGUCAAGACAAGCUCAGGCACAACAGAGAGCCGCAGGUGCUGGAGCGGCUCAGAUCGGCAGACAGACGUAACCCGCUUCCACAGUGAGGAGCGCUGCCUUGCCUUGAGGCUCUGUGGCUGGAUCAGCCGGGGACCCGACAUCGACGUGGAAACCUUCUUGCGGUCACUCGAGCAGGAACGUGAGUGGGAACGAGCGGCUGCCAUCGCUCUCUUCAACCUGGAUAUCCGCCGUGCCAUUCAGAUCCUUAACAAGGGAGCCGUCACUGAAAAGGGUGACCUGAACCUGAAUGUUGUUGCCAUGGCUCUGUCGGGCUACACUGAUGAGAAGUCCUCACUGUGGAGGGAGAUGUGCAGCUCUCUGAGGCUCCAGCUGAAGAAUCCUUACCUCUGCAUCAUGUUCGCCUUUCUAACCAGUGAGCCCGGAGCCUACGAUGGCGUGCUGUAUGAGAGCAACGUUGCUGUCCGGGACCGAGUCGCCUUUGCCUGCAUGUUUCUCAGUGAUGUUCAGUUGCCACGUUACAUCGACAAACUGACCAAUAAAAUGAAGGAGGCCGGGAACCUGGAGGGUAUCCUGCUUACUGGGCUUACUAAAGAUGGCGUAGAUCUUAUUGAGAGCUAUGUGGACCGAACUGGGGAUGUCCAGACUGCCAGCUUCUGCAUGCUCAAGGGCUCCCCUAGCGACGUGUUGAAAGACCCUCGAGUCCAGUGCUGGAUUGAAAACUACCGCAACCUGCUGGAUGCAUGGAGGUUCUGGCACAAACGGGCCGAGUUUGACAUCCUCAGGGGCAAGCUGGACCCCAGCUCCAAACCACUAGCACAGGUGUUUGUGAGCUGCAACUUCUGCGGGAAGUCCAUCUCCUACAGCUGCUCCGCCAUGCCUCACCAGGGCCGAGGCUUCAGCCAGUACGGUGUCAGCGGCUCUCCCACCAAGUCAAAAGUCACUAGCUGUCCUGGCUGCAGGAAACCACUGCCACGCUGUGCCCUGUGCCUCAUGAAUAUGGGCACACCUGUUUCCAGUUGCUCAGGAACUGGAAAGACGGAUGAGAAAAUGGACUUAACAAGGGAGAACAAACUCGCCCAGUUCAACAACUGGUUCACCUGGUGUCACAACUGUCGACAUGGUGGCCAUGCCGGUCACAUGCUGAGCUGGUUCAGAGACCACACAGAGUGCCCGGUGUCAGCCUGUGCGUGUAAAUGCAUGCAGCUGGACACCACAGGGAACCUGGUGCCUGCAGACAGCAGCUAAACUGGACACGCGUGUUGGAAACUAAAGACAAACACGAGCAAGGAGCCAACUGGUGCAAGCUAUCUGCUGCGCCACCACACCAACUACUGGGGAGGGGACAAAAAGGCGUCGGUGACGUCCCUCUCUGAAGUGGCUGCUUGGAUUGAAAGAUAUAUUGUUAAGUAAUAGUCUAGGCAAUGUUAUGUAAUACCAGAGCUCUAUGAAGAAGGGAAUCAAAGUGUGGGGUAAUAAUUUGACUAACUAUGUUAAAGGCAGAAAGGGAGCAAAUUCUAAUUUACUGCUUAGCUAAUAAAAAUAAUUCUCAGGUUAAGUUUAAGAGGACAUGCUGUCAUCAGCCUCUUCAAGUCUAGCUUGAAUCAGGAUGCUGUUUUUUUGUAAAUCUACAGUCAGAUAUUAGGUUGAGAAGAUGUGAUCACUUGUGCCAUUAUUUCUAAAGUACGUUUUGUCAUGUUUUAGUCCGUAUCUCAUUUCUGAUGGGAAAAAUCUUCACAUACCUCAUGAAAGUUUUGUUUGGGGCGCAAUGACAAUAAUAGCCUCCUACUCUUCUCAUCUGGCUUUGUGCAGGAGGGGCAUGAAGUCUGAAAGGUUCCCUUUGGGGUGGGCAGGGAGCGGGGGUUGGGGUGAGGAAUUAGAGACGCUGUGGAGGGACAGGGCGGAGGAAGAGGAGUGUGGGAGGGUGCGUCUGCAUUCACCAGCCUACUCCAGGCCUGUGGUCCAUGAAAGAAGCUCCCCAGAAAACAGCAGCUGCUCAGCACUCUGACAAGACCCUCCAGAUUGUUCCCCUCAUAAAGAACCUCAGCUGCCGGAACACUAUUGACUCAAAGACAAAACCAGAGAACAGACACCCUGAGCCUUGUACAGUUACUCCCCUCCCUCCAACAACCUCCAGAUUAACACACUGCCCCUCUCUUUCUUUCUGUACACACUGAUGCCCAAAUUGCACCAGAAAUCUAUGCAUACCACACAUGAAUCCAAGGAUGGGCGCCAUCUGUGGGGUAGCCGUCGUCUGUAAACCACAUUGCAAAUGGUAUUUGUGUCUGUCUUUGCCACCUUCCCUCCACAGUCUCUAAUCCAGGGACUUAUUGUAAAUAGGGCGGCCUUCUCCAUAGCUGGCUAAAUCACUUAGUCAUAGUGUUGAGGAGGAGUUGGGAGGGGGCAGAGCAGUUACUGUAGGCAGCAUUGUCCAAGGUUUUAAAGGCCUGCCUGCUCUUUAGUGAAUCAUUUUGGAUCGGGGCAGACAAAUUGGCGAGCCAUGUAGCGUCCUGGAAAACGGCGCAGCUGAAAUUUCAUCCUUUUCACAGUUUCUUGUGUUUUGCCUUUUAAAUAAAUCUCUGCUGACAAACCGAAA
Molecule: messenger RNA, 4169 nt
Organism: Girardinichthys multiradiatus
Lineage: Eukaryota; Metazoa; Chordata; Actinopteri; Cyprinodontiformes; Goodeidae
Gene: mios
Product: missing oocyte, meiosis regulator, homolog (Drosophila)
Exons: 12
Coding region: 185-2821 (878 amino acids)
Biological process (GO): positive regulation of TORC1 signaling; cellular response to amino acid starvation
Cellular component (GO): cytoplasm
Molecular function (GO): protein binding
Source: RefSeq, a predicted model, not a curated record